This is a messenger RNA of Jatropha curcas, 1888 nucleotides long. RefSeq names its product B3 domain-containing protein At5g06250. Lineage: Eukaryota; Viridiplantae; Streptophyta; Magnoliopsida; Malpighiales; Euphorbiaceae. Gene Ontology annotation, molecular function: DNA-binding transcription factor activity; DNA binding. The record is from RefSeq and is a predicted model, not a curated record.
CUCUCUCUCUCAUCGUCAUAUCCCCUGCUAUAGCUUAUAUCAAUAGUUCCCACAGUUUCCACAUCAAACCCAUAAUCAUCACGCCUCUACCAGCCCACAAUCCUCCCUCUCCCUCUCUCUCUCUCUCUCUCUCUUCCUAAAAUGUCCAUUAACCAUUUCUCACAAGACCUUCCAGAAAACCUUUGGUGGUCACAACAACAACAACAAAACCUUAUCAUGGAACCCAACCCAAACUCCUCUCCUUCUUCUAAACCAAACAAUCCCUUAAUUUCUACCCAAAAUUCUUCCUUCCCUUCCAAUCUUUACAGCUUUUCUUACAAUCUUCAGCGCCAUAGUCACCACCCCAUGUUCUCUCCGGCCACCCAAAACGACGACGAAGAACUUCAAGACCCAGAAGAAGAACAAGAGGGAGGACCAGUAUUACAACAAAUUGCCAAAGAAACCAUGUUUGAGAAACCGUUGACUCCCAGCGAUGUAGGGAAGCUAAACCGUUUAGUUAUACCAAAACAACAUGCAGAGAAAUACUUCCCACUCGGUCCUGACUCAGUUGAUAAUAAAGGUCUGAUACUGAGUUUCGAGGAUGAGUUAGGCAAGUGUUGGCGGUUUAGGUAUUCGUAUUGGAAUAGCAGUCAAAGUUAUGUGUUGACUAAAGGCUGGAGUAGAUAUGUGAAGGAGAAGCAACUCGAUGCUGGUGAUGUCGUUUUGUUCGAACGACAUCGAACAGACGGCGAGAGAUUUUUUAUAGGGUGGAGGAGAAGAGGAGAUAACAGUAAUAACAAUAACAAUAGCAGUGGGGGAGUGAUGGUGCAGGGUAGCGGUGGUGUGUUGUGGAGUAGGAGAUUGUAUUCUUCAUCUGGACACCAACCUUAUCAACAUGGUCAUGGGGCUAAUGUUACUUCUACUGUCCCAUAUCAACCUGACUGUCUUCAUGCAGGGUCUAGUGGGCAGAACCAAACAACAGCAUUAGGGAACUCAAAGAGGCUAAGGCUAUUUGGUGUGAAUUUGGAGUGCCAACUUGAUGAGUCUGAGCCAUCUACACCAGAUGGUUCAUCAUCUUUGUCGAGCCAGGGUCUAACCCAACAACAACAACAACAAGAAGAGAUGUACAGCUUUCAUUCUGGUUAUUCUUCUUCUUCAAAUAGCUGUCACAAUCACAUGGAUAUCACUAUCUCACGAGAUGUGAACCAGAUGAGAAAUCGCCGAGGAUAAGAUCUGUGGAUGGGACGUUUCUGGAUUUGACUUAAUACAACUCUGCCCACUCUCCUCUACUUGGACAGCAAGGUCAAAAAUGAUUUUUAUGUUAUUAUAAUAUAAUCUUUUUUUAAAAAAAGAAAAAGAAAUUCCUGAAUUUCAGGUGCAAACUUUAAGCCAGGUAGGGUGAGGGGGGGAGGGGCAGGCAGUAGUAGUGAAGCAAAUUGGAGAAAUAGGGUUAAGGAAGGAUGGGAAGUGGGACCCAAAGAAACAAUGAGAGAGAGAGAGAGAGAGAGAGAGAGAGAGAGGAAGGAAGGCCAAUUAUGACGUAAGCAAUUUCCAAAGGGGAAAAAAAUUUGGGGAUUGAGGAAUCUAUUUGGGCACUGUUGAGAUUCUGGCUGAAGAUUUUUGAUAAUCAUAGUUAUGGGAAUUAGGAAGGAAAGAUUAGGUUGAGGUAUGGUGGUGGGUGGGUGAGUUUUGAGGGUGGCCUUGAAUAGAUUGAUCACAGCCACUCUUUCUCACAUCUCACAUCAAUCUAUUUAUCUAAGCUGCUCUGCCUUUUCUUUUUAUUUUCUUCUUUUUGUAACAAUGAGAGAGCUUCUUCUCUCAAUUAUUAUUAUUAUUAUUAUUAUUUUGCUAUUGAGUAAUUGUAAUUUAUUGGUAGUCAAGGAAAUGCCAAGAAAAGGUGUUAUUAGAA